ACAGGGAGAAAGAAACAGAUUGAGAACGGGAAGAGGAAUGAAAAUACAUCAAACAUAAAUAAAGCGAAAUCAAAGCAAUAGGAUAGAUUGAGAGAAAGGAGAAAGAAGAAGAGAAAGACCUUAAAAAGGGAUAGGGACAGGGAGAGAGAAAGAAGAGAAAAAUAAAGUAGGGGGAGUGUGCAGUUGACUUGAGAGAGAGGGAAAGGGAGAAAGGGCGAGAGAGAGAGAGAGAGAGAGAGAGAGAGAGAGAGAGAGAGAGAGAGAGAGAGAGAGAGAGAGAGAGAGAGACCAGCCGCCGGCCCAUUUAGGAAAGAUGGCUACAGUCACUGCAAACGGAGUGCAGCAAGAGAAUGGAUUCAGCACCACGAACAGCGCCGCCAGGAUGAACGGGCUCACAAUCGGCCAGAACACCAUUCCAAUGAAGGACCACGACGCCAUCAAGCUGUUUAUCGGACAGAUUCCCAGAAACCUGGAGGAGAAAGAUCUGAAGCCCCUUUUUGAGGAAUUCGGAAAGAUAUACGAACUCACUGUGCUGAAAGACAGGUUUACGGGAAUGCAUAAAGGAUGUGCCUUUCUAACGUACUGCGCCAGAGAGUCAGCACUGAAGGCCCAGAGCGCCCUCCAUGAACAGAAGACUCUGCCAGGGAUGAACCGGCCCAUCCAGGUGAAGCCAGCCGACAGCGAAGGACGAGGAGAAGACAGGAAGCUGUUUGUGGGGAUGCUUGGGAAGCAGCAGAGCGAGGAGGACGUCCGGCGGCUCUUUGAGACCUUCGGCCAGAUCGAGGAGUGCACCGUCCUGAGAGGGCCUGAUGGGGCCAGUAAGGGCUGUGCCUUUGUCAAGUUCUCCAGCCACGCAGAAGCACAGGCGGCCAUCAACAGCCUGCACGGCGGACAGACCAUGCCAUGUGGGUAUCCCCAGGGGGCGUCCUCCAGCCUGGUGGUGAAGUUUGCCGACACGGACAAGGAGCGGACCCUGCGUAGGAUGCAUCAGAUGGCGGGCCAGCUCGGCAUCUUCAGCCCCAUGACCAUCCAGUUUGGGGCCUAUGGCGCCUACUCUCACGCUGUAAGUCUCGGCUCCACGGGGGAGGAGACGCAGAUGAUGCAACAGCAAGCAGCGUUAAUGGCGGCGACCCAGAACUCGUAUCUGAACCCCAUGGCAGCCAUCGCUGCGGCACAAAUGCAGCAAAUGGCAGCUUUCAACGUCAACGGUCUGGUGGCUGCCCCAAUGACACCCUCCUCAGGCACCAGCACGCCACCGGGUAUCAAUGCCACAGCUUUGCCCAGCCUAGCAGCGCCCAUGGGGGUCAACGGGUUCGCAUCCCUCCCGCCCCAGACCAACGGUCAGCCUAACAAUGAGCCAAUAUACACUAAUGGGAUCCACCCCUACCCAGGUGAGACAGCCAAUGGGAUUCACCUCUACUCAGCACAGAGUCCUACAGUGACUGACCCUCUCCAGCAGGCUUACGCCGGUGUGCAGCACUAUGCAGCAGCCUACCCUGCCGCCUAUGCACCAAUCAGUCAAGCGUUCCCCCAGCAACCCACCAUCAUCCCCCAGCAACAGAGAGAAGUUUGUUGUUGUUAUUUCCCACCAGGGCCGGAAGGCUGCAACCUGUUUAUUUACCAUCUGCCCCAGGAGUUUGGAGACGCAGAAUUAAUGCAAAUGUUCCUGCCUUUCGGCAACGUCAUCUCCGCCAAAGUCUUCGUGGACCGGGCGACCAAUCAAAGCAAGUGUUUUGGCUUUGUGAGUUUCGAUAACCCGUCCAGUGCCCAGGCGGCUAUCCAGGCCAUGAAUGGUUUUCAGAUAGGCAUGAAGCGGCUGAAGGUGCAGCUGAAGCGGCCAAAGGAUGCCAACCGACCUUACUGACCCCUUUGCCGUCCACAUCCAGGAUGAAGGGCCACAACACCUUAUUUCCACAAGUGCAGUAUAAAGUACAAAGACUUCUUGCUCUGCUACAUAUCAUGAAAGAAGGGUGGUCCCUUGAUUCUGCUGGAAGAAUAGCUGGAGAAGAUUGGGUGACUGAGGAGGAGAAGGAACCCGGAGAUUCUUUUUUAAUUUUUUUUUAGCAAAUGCCUCUUUUCCCUGUUUUGCUUUGGCGUCUGUGGAAGAGGAUUUUUUGCAGAGACCAACUUUUUGCUGCUGUUUUUUAAACAAGAUGGAAAACCUUUAUAGACACAUUAUGCUCAAAGCAUGCAAACUGACACCGAUAUAUAUAGACAUUAACACACUCUUACCAAACAAACAUGCAUACAUACAGGCCAACACACACACACACACACACACACACACACACACACACA
Oncorhynchus gorbuscha (pink salmon) is the source of this 2298-nucleotide messenger RNA. RefSeq names its product CUGBP Elav-like family member 4. Gene Ontology annotation, cellular component: cytoplasm; ribonucleoprotein complex; nucleus. The coding region runs from base 314 to 1864 and encodes 516 amino acids. The transcript has 13 exons. Gene Ontology annotation, biological process: regulation of alternative mRNA splicing, via spliceosome; mRNA splice site recognition. NCBI's taxonomy places the organism in Eukaryota, Metazoa, Chordata, Actinopteri, Salmoniformes, Salmonidae. The record is from RefSeq and is a predicted model, not a curated record. Gene Ontology annotation, molecular function: mRNA binding.